UUCCCCGUCGAGGAGUUAUUUUUUGCAUCCUUGACCAAUAAGGUCACAUAUUUCUGUUUAUUAUGACCUUUGGUGUUCAAUCCACACUCUUUUGUGAUGCGAAAAGGCUUGAUUCAUGGCCACUGGCUGGGCCUGGACGUUUAAAAUGAGAACCUCAUCCCUCCAUCGCGCACAGUCGAGGUGGGGUGCAGGGCAACCGUUUUGCAAUGGAAGGAUCGAAUCGAGCAAAAACACAAAGUGCCCCCUUCGUUGCGACCCAUGGCAGAGAUGGCUUCGCCUUUCCUCGAUUGCCCAGUCUCCAUUCAAUCUAUUCACUUGGAUAUAGACGACAAGGAUAUCACUGGAUAAUCGCCACUUAAAUUCGCGAUGCACAUACUCGCAGUAUUGCUUUUCGGCGUCGUCUUCCCAGCAUGCGCGCGCUCAGAGAACCGCUUCCGCCGGCCAUCGGGCCCGGGUCCGGCGGGAGACUUCCGGGAUAACCCCGUCUACACCCUCGGCGACAACAUUGAUCUGCAGUGGGAGAUGGACCUCAAGAACAUCGACCUGAUCUUGUGGCAGCAGCAGCCAACAGGGAAUAUCAAGGGGCCCUAUGCCAAGCUCGCAUUACCUCUAUCACCUAUAGAUUUUGGUUAGCCACAAGUACCAGCAGUCUCCCUUAAUACAAAGAGCUACAUUGUAGUCUAAGUAGCCCUUCCGCGUC
Molecule: messenger RNA, 700 nt
Organism: Colletotrichum phormii
Lineage: Eukaryota; Fungi; Ascomycota; Sordariomycetes; Glomerellales; Glomerellaceae
Exons: 3
Coding region: 367-633 (88 amino acids)
Source: RefSeq, a predicted model, not a curated record